UUCAACAGUGAGACUAAAAGCACUCUAACCAUUCCCUCUAUUAACUAUGCUCAAAAUGUCGACCACAAUGGCCUCCAAUGCGGGCUAAGAUGGGUUUUGCCGCUCAAGAAACGUACGUACUGCGCACUCGAUUAUCACUAGUGUCAACAAAUAUCCAUAUUUACAAGUAUGUUUGCUUAAGGUCAGAUUUUCUGACCAAUCGAUGACCUACUUAAAGGUAUAUAUUUGUAAUAUAUACAAUAUGAGUGGCCGUGUUCUAUCAGAUAUACGACCACGAGCCGAAGGCGAGUGAUUGUUUAAAUUGAAUUUGGCUAAGAAAAUUGGAGUUAAAGUUUAUGCAAAUCAGGACGAAUUUGUAUCAGAUAUACAACCUCCUCCACGGACAAUGGUUUCUAUUGUGUUUUCCUCAUUAAUUGUUCAUGAGUUUUAUGAGGUCGGCUUAAAAGCAAUCGGACGUAUGUAACGGGCAGUACUCUUAACCUUAAACUUCGACUUCUCUAUUCUCUUUCAACUGGUUAAUUCUUCUCGAAAAUCCCAUUGUGAAAAUGACGAAAACGUUUUUGACGUUGCUGCUGGUCGCAGCCAUAGCAAGUUGUUCAGUCAAUGCUGUCAUCAAGAAGCAACCACACAAGAAAGUCCUGAUUCUUGGUGCUGGUCUCUCUGGGAUUAUUGCUGGUAAAACUUUGAUGGACAAUGGAGUCGAUGACUUUCUGAUCCUUGAAGGACAGGACUACAUUGGAGGCAGGAUAAAACAGGAAACCUUUGGAGGUUAUAACAUUGCAAUCGGACCGAGCUGGAUUCAUUUUGCAGCCGAUGAAGCAACAGUUCCGAUUUGGAAUCUCAAGAAGGACACCAACCUGACAGGGGUGUACAGCAACUACACAAAUAUUAUCAUUAGGAACGACACAGGAGCAAACAUUACGGACAUCGAAAGUUUUCACAAAUUAAAAAAGAUUUUAGAAAAAGUGGAAGACAAGCAGUUAGAAAGAAAACAUAUUAAGAAGACUCCCAUCUCGGCUCGUAUCGGUCUGGCGCUCAUGGGAUGGAAACCAAAGACUGCAGCAGAGAAUCUCAUCGAAUACUUAGACGUUGACUUUGAGCUGGGCAAAAGGGCUGAAUUGGUCCCAUUCAGGGAGUUGUUUGCGAAGGAACCUGAUUUUUUCGUGACUGACCAAAGAGGAAUGUGGACUCUGUAUAAGGGUAUCUACAAGACGUUUGAAGACAAGAUCAAACUGAACAAAACCGUGACAGAAGUGAAGUACAACUCGACUUCAGUCCAGGAUCUCGAGAGGCCAGGAAUGUUCCCGAACGGCAGUGGAAUGCUGUUGAUAACAGUCACAGAUGAUGAAGGAAGAAGAAUAGAAAAACAAUCUUUCGAGAAAACCAAAGCAGAGAUUGUCGAGUUGUUAAGAGGUGUCUACGGACCGAAUAUUUCUGAGCCAACAGAUAUCUACUAUAMUCGUUGGUCUUUGAAUCCUUACAUUCGUGGGUCGUACUCAGACGGUACCAUCGGCAUGUCAUCCAAAGACUUCAAAAACCUCGCCAAAAACCUUGGAGCCCUUUACUUCUCCGGCGAAGCAAACGACGAAGUUUGGUACGGAUACAUGCAAGGUUCGCAUAUCACGGGCGAAGAAAAAGCGAAAGCUAUUGUCCAGAUGAUGAAGUGUAGAGAAGCAGGAAAAACUGACUGUGGUGACAUCAAAGACCCGAAAGGCACCGCCAAUUCUAUCGCAGUUUCAAUGCUACUUCUGUUAUUCUCUUUCACUUUGCAACUUUUUUACUAAAAAACUCGAUACGGGUCAUUCGUAUGCUGAUAAAUAGUAUGUGUGUGUUUGUUUGUUCUUUUGUUUUUGUUUUUGCCAAUUACCAUGACAAGCUUCAAAAAAUCCAUUGAAAGAAAUCUAAGACAAAUCCCAUCUCGUCUUGUAUCCAAAUCUGUUAAAAACUGAGUCUUUUUUUUCCUAAAAACGGUACAAAGCUUAGCUCUCUUUCGCGUUAGCACUGUCGUAUUCUCUCGAGGCUAUUUCGUCAAGCCUUUCAGAAGGUUGUUUUUAAAAUUAAGAACUUCCCCCGGUCGCAUUAAAAGGUUUUUCUUGUUCAAAAGAAAGCCAUGUAAUCUAAACGAGGAUUAAAAACCGGUUGUUAAAGUGCUA
Molecule: messenger RNA, 2153 nt
Organism: Actinia tenebrosa (Australian red waratah sea anemone)
Lineage: Eukaryota; Metazoa; Cnidaria; Anthozoa; Actiniaria; Actiniidae
Biological process (GO): polyamine catabolic process
Molecular function (GO): oxidoreductase activity
Source: RefSeq, a predicted model, not a curated record